AUGCCCAACCAAAACCUCCUGCGCAUCAAGCGCAGCGACAGUCCCGGCGAUUACAUCUUGGUCCACGUAACUAGGCCGGGAAUUGAGGACCUCGAUCUAAAGCUCGUCGCCACAGAAGGGGAAGCCCCGUACAGAGCCUCAGGUCUGUAUACAAUAUACCCAUCCCCUAGGGAAUUGCAAUAUUCCCCAGCUAAUGCCAUUACUGCAGUAAAAUCCGUGCGAGUAAACAAACUUCGUGCCAAAAAUUAUCAUGGCGAUGACGAUGAGUGGACGGGCAUUCUUGCGUAUGUGCUUGGGCAGAGACAGUCAACCUCAGUGCCCGAGGAGUAUAAGGCCGGAUUGAAGGUCGUGGCGGCUGUGAAGCAGGAUGAGGAUGAUGAGAGCAGGAAUGAGAUUGUUAUUACGCUGAUGAAGAGGAUUGAUACAAUUACGCAAAGACUAGGAACGAUAACCCUCAAACGAGAUGACGAUCAAGCCAUCCAGCUUUUCGACUGGACCGGCAUCGCCAUAUCCAGAGCAGAUGAACUCGAGAACCAGCUCCUCUCUCUAACGGCCAAAUACACUGCCGCCGAGAGCACCAUUAGUAAACUCAACGCACAGCUGCAGGAGCUAAUCAAGGAGAAAGCGGAGCAUGAUGAUCAGCUCAUCGCCAAGUUCGCCCAGUUGCUCAAUGAGAAGAAACUGAAGAUUAGGAAUCAGCAGCGGCUGUUGGCGAUGGUGAAGGUUGAUGGGGGUAAAGGUGCAGUUCAUAUUCUUCUGAAAUUAUUUUGCAAGUUUUGGAUAUGUUCGAUAAAUAUCCACCCUGCUAAUCUUCGAUAUGCACCCUCCACAGAAUCCCGUGUUAGACAACGCCAUCCCAAGCGAAAGGCGCCUGAACCGUCCAUCUCAUCUGAAAGCGUGGAUGGCUUUGAUACCAUGGACGUAGAUCAGGUUGAAAACCCAGCAACCAACAAAUCCACCACCACCACCACCACCACCACCACCACAAACAACAGCAAUAACAACAACAACAACAACAACAACAACAACAACAACAACAACAACAACAACAACAAUAAUAAUAAUAAUAAUAAUAAUAAUACAAAUGACACCUCCGCCGCUAACCCCGACGCCGAAGACGACCUCUCGUCCACCUCAGAGCGCCAAGAUACCCCUGACCCCCUCGAAGACGAGGAUGAGGAAACUGCCACGGAAGAUGAAAUGGAUGCGUCACAAUCACCUCCAGCACCAGCAGCGCCGGCAGCCACAGCUGCGAGAGAUGACAGGAAGCGAGGCGCGUGUGCAUCGUCGAAGCAGCCCGUGGCAUCAUCACCGACGACGAGGACGGCUAGAGAGCCGAUGGCAAGCCCCCCCCCGCGUCGGGAGUUGCCGUUUACGAGGAGGAUGGGGCGUGGGAAGGCGCCUAUGCCUUCCCGGGAUGAGGAUGAAGAUGAGGAUGAUGAACUGUGA
Messenger RNA from Paracoccidioides lutzii Pb01, 1449 nucleotides. RefSeq lists its product as hypothetical. The transcript has 2 exons. The record is from RefSeq and is a predicted model, not a curated record. Bases 1 to 1449 code for a protein of 482 amino acids.